AUUUGGAAACAAUUUGAGAAAUAUAGUUUAGAAAUCUUUUGCAUUGCUCAUUAAUAAAUUAAAUAAUAAAUAAUAACCGUACGCCGUGUGAUAAAUUACGCGGGAAGACGCGUUUUGGAGUAUUUUACUCCAACCUCUCUUUCCUUUUUAUAAUCGUGAAAUAAUGUCGUCUUCCUCGCACAUCGAUUUCGUAACCGGAUUCGCGCAAUGCUCGCAAGACAAAACUGAGCAAGAUCUUAGCCUUUGUUACGCGUAUCCGGUAAUCGAUGACGAUCGGGACACGAGCGGCGUGCUUACGAGGAGCAAGAGAACCUCGCGAGUGUCGCAGACAGGCAGAAACUCGUCGGUCGAGGACGGGCUGUACGUUUCCGAGAACCCGUUCACCAACAAAUUAGUCAAGCCCUAUAAAUUCGACGAUGUCAAGCCGCUAUAUUACGAGCCACGAUCCCGACAACAAUCUCACGGGAAACUCGUCGAGAUCGCGGUGCGUGACGCGCGCGUCCACGCGCCACUUCGUGAAAAUCCGUCCGGGUCGGCCGGAUUUCCCGAGAUCGUCUCGGUCUCCGUGCUGUUUAAAGGGAAACCGGUAUGCAGGGCGAACAGUCCGUUUAACAGGAAACUGUACAAGUUGUUUCUGAGAAAUUCGGAGUACCACAAUCUCGCGAUACGGGUGCACGCGCGACACGGGGAGUCCAGCGUGCUCCCGUUGCCGUUGCCCCAACGUAGCGUUCGGGACCACAAGAUGGACGUGGAUUUCGCGAUCGGCGACGGCUCGGGUAGGAUGCAUCCCGGGACGGUUGUCUGCACCGUCUCCUUGUCCACGUACGGCGACGACCUGCCGGACGACGAGAGCGGCGCGUGCCUUUACAGGCCGAGCAACGAUCCGAACGAUCCGCAGAACAGCCUCUUCCUAUCGCGACCCCGUAGACGUGCCACCGGCAAGAGAGACGUGAAAUAUUUUCUACUGACCGAUCCCGCUCUGGUCCUCGAUCACGCGGAUCAGAUCGGCGUCGCGACUCGCCGCGGAACGUCGCCGCGCGAAUCGAAACCGCCGGACAUCGUUGUGACCGAGCAGCCCGCGUUCUCCCUGCUGGACGUGUCGAUCAAGAAUCUGUUCCAAGCGAGUCGCCCGCUCAGACCGUCGUCCAGCACUCGUAGGCACCACACCGUAGGGAAAACGAUCCUCGCCAUCACCGUGCUGAGAGGGGUGGAGGUGCCGGUGAGGGAGGAAUCGGCGCUGGUGUCCCCUCUGCUGGAGGUGGAAUGGGGUAACGUCGUUCACGCGACCGCGACCGCGGAGGGACCCGCGCCGGUCUGGCAGCAGACCAUGCACUUCGAAUUGCCCAGGCAGAACGGCGGGCACCGCGUUAAAUUUCGCCUGUACGAUCAGCACCCGGUCUGGGGCCAGCAGUGGCUCGGCGAGGCGACGGUGCCCCUGGAGGGCCACAGGAAUUAUCAGGAACUCGAGCGAUGGAUCGCCCUCUCCCCCUUGUUCACUCCCGUGUUGUCGUUCGGCUACGUGCAGUCCAGUCCGGGACGCUCGCACACUCGGAUUUACGUGCUGAUGAAGAUGGAACAGCCCGGCAACGCCAAGUCCCCGGAAGCUAACGCCAUCGAUACUUUGUUAAAGGGAAUCCAACGCUGUCUGGCGACGCCUUACAAGGUGCCCGGUGUGGAAACUCCCGAGGACGCUGCCCGGCUCGCCAUGCUUCUGCCAUCCUUGCCGAUGCAUUACGGCCCGGUCACGCCGCGCCAGGCCCUAAACGUGAACAAGGUGGACCACUACGGCAGGGCGGCCUUGCUGGCGACGCUGCUGCAGGGCCUCGGUUUGCAGCCGUAUGUAUUGUUAGGUUCCUCGCAGAUAAGUCGCUGGACCGCGUAUGUUUUGAGCAUCGAGGAAAACGACGUCGUCCUAUGGGAUCCCGAGAUCGGGGAUCAUUAUCAAUUAAGCGACAGCCGCUGUUCGUUAAUGAAGGUGUCUCGUUUGGUCAACCAAUCUGGUAUAUGGGAAAAUCUGCAGAAAUCCAUUCUGCCUCACAAUCUGAGAUACAACGUGGCGAUUAGCAAAGACUGGCGGCCACUCGCGCCUGUCGCCACAUCGGUCGCCAGCAAUCGAUCCGUUCAAACGUUGGAGCUGACAGUGACGACCGAGGAAGACGCGCGGGAAAAGGAAGGCGCAUCGGAAGUGGAGCAACAUCUGCGAGACAGGCUGUCUAGUUGGCGCAGCGCUCUUGGCUUGACAACGAUAUUCAAUCGUCACGCGGUCAGCGUUCUGCGAAGCUUCGUCUCCGAGAUCCCGCGCGACAUGACACGCCAGAUAGACAAGAGAGACCUGAAGCAAUUGUACAGAGCUUACCACACGCACGGUUUCCUCUUGAAUCUACGUCAGACCGCACUUGACGAACUGGCGAAGCAAAUAGCUGCGACGAAAAUUCACAAUAUCACAGGCCCCGUAGAAUUCGCCCUCGUUUGCCACGUACAACGGUACAUUGGUAAGACAUGCUCGGUGUGGCUGGCCUUAGCGAUUUUACGAAGCCGUUAAGCCGUCGCAAUAAUUUUGUCUUUCGUUUUCUCGCGCCGUCGAUGUACAUUUCUCUGAAAUGAAAAUACUUGGAGUCUUCAAAUCGAUAUAUCUGAAGAAUUGUACAAAGGUUUGUAAAUAUUAUUUUGCCGCAACUUUUGGGAAGAGAAUUGUUUGUUUUUUAAAGAGUGAAUGCUAAAAUGAAUGAUAAAUGAAUACUGGAUUGAUAAAUAAGAGACGAAAGAAAUAGAUGGAAUCAAACAUAUAUUUCAGUCGCUCGAAAGUUAUCUAAUAAUUUCUCGAUAUUUCAUUUUUCCCUAUAAUUGCAUAUUCUGAAAGAUUACGAUGUCCAUUCGCAUCUAUCGUGCAGCAUUUGCCAUUCAUGUCUGAUUAAUUUCAUUAAUCUGUGUACAAUACUGAUCGCUUUAAAUUAACGAUAAUUUCAUUAUUUUUU
Pogonomyrmex barbatus (red harvester ant) is the source of this 2975-nucleotide messenger RNA. RefSeq names its product coiled-coil and C2 domain-containing protein 2A. The record is from RefSeq and is a predicted model, not a curated record. NCBI's taxonomy places the organism in Eukaryota, Metazoa, Arthropoda, Insecta, Hymenoptera, Formicidae. Gene Ontology annotation, biological process: protein localization to ciliary transition zone; non-motile cilium assembly. Gene Ontology annotation, cellular component: ciliary transition zone.